Colletotrichum graminicola M1.001 is the source of this 1650-nucleotide messenger RNA. Its product is annotated as major facilitator superfamily transporter. The coding region runs from base 1 to 1650 and encodes 549 amino acids. Lineage: Eukaryota; Fungi; Ascomycota; Sordariomycetes; Glomerellales; Glomerellaceae. Gene Ontology annotation, cellular component: membrane. The record is from RefSeq and is a predicted model, not a curated record. Gene Ontology annotation, biological process: transmembrane transport. The transcript is spliced from 2 exons. Gene Ontology annotation, molecular function: transmembrane transporter activity.
AUGGAUUCACACUCCGAUCCACCCCCCGACCAAGACACCGUCGUCGACGACGCCGCGCCGUCCAGGGCAUCAACAGACAUGCACCAUCUAACGGAGUCGACCCCCCUCCUCCUCGCGGGUGCCCCGUCCUCCCCACUCCCACCCAAGCGGCCCGGCACCGGCCGCAGCAGGACCGAGUCCCUCAUCAAGGCCGCCGCCGCCAUCCACGUUCCCAAGAUACACAACGCCAAUACCAUCGCCGCCCUCUUCUGCGUCAUCAUCGGCAUCGGCAGCAGUGCCUCGGGCCUCUGGGUCGUCCCCAGCACUCGCCUUGUCGAGGAUGUUGUGUGCAGGGAGUAUUACGGCCUACUAGGCUCCGGGGACGCCAGCGCUGGCGGCCCAAUCGACGAGCGCCAGUGCAAGGAGGACGUGAUCCAGAGCAAGGUCGCCAUGAUUUUCGCCGUCUACGCUACGCUGCAGGCCGUCGUCGGCGCCUUGGCCACAUUUCCCUGGGGCAUCAUUGCCGACCGGUUCGGGAGGAAAAAGGUCUUCUCGUUGGCGGUGCUGGGCAUGAUCCUUGACCAGCUCUGGUUCCUCUUGCUGUGUGCGUUUCCCAAGACGUUUCCAAUGAAGGCGUUGUGGCUCGGCCCGUUCUUCUUGUUGAUUGGCGGGGGUAACGGCGUGCUAAGCGCCGUUGUCUUUUCCAUGAUCUCGGACGUUACGACGUCAGAAAACAGAGCCAAGAAGUUCAUGAACGUCCAUGUGGCGUCCAUGGCUGGAAACCUCUGCGCCCCCGCCAUCGCCGGGUGGAUGAUGGAGAGAACCGGACCGUGGCCGGUCGUGUGGGUUGCCCUUGCAGGCUUCUUGAGUAUGGUCUUCACCAUCCACCUGAUCCCGGAGACAAAGCCGGCGGCCCAGGCCGAGUCGGACCCUAUCGCGGACGGGCCGGAGGCCGACUCGCCCGUUGUAGGCGCCAUGUACCACACUUUCCACCGGCUCAGGGGGUCUCUGGGUCUCCUCAAGUCGCCGUCCCUUGUCGUUUUGGUGGUGGCGCUGCUCGGGUCGUACCCCGCCACAGAGUCGACCUACCAGUUCAUGAACAUCUUCGCCUCGAAGCGCUAUCACGUCUCGCUGUCUCAGACGGGGUACCUCUCGUCACUAUACGGGCUGGGCACUAUCCUGGCCAUCCUCGCCAUCUUGCCGGGCAUCUCAAAACUGCUCGCCUCACCGAAGGCGCCGAAGUCCUUGCGGUUCACCAACGACAACGAGCGCGACCUCUUUCUCGCCCGGAUAUCGUCCGUCGCGCUUAUCAUCGGCACCUUGACCCUGGCCGCGUCGCCGACCAUCGGUGCCUUUAUUGGCGGCCUCGCGAUCUUGGCCCUCGGUGCGGGUUGGGGCAGCUACGUGCGUAGUCUCUGCGCGGUAUAUGUAGACGCUGCGCAUCGGACACAGAUGUACUCAAUCAUCUCGCUCAUUGAGAUGGUGGGCUUGGUAUACACGCAGCCCAUGCUCGCCGGGCUUUUCAGAGCGGGUAUGCGGCUCGAGGGUCUGGGGAUCGGAUUGCCGUACCUUGUUGUCGCUGGUUUCUGCCUCGCUAAUUUGGGGCUGCUUCUCUUGGUCCGGCUUCCGCCGCCGGAAGACGUGAAGCAUGCGUCUGGGGAUGAAGCCUGA